Molecule: messenger RNA, 441 nt
Organism: Entrophospora candida
Lineage: Eukaryota; Fungi; Glomeromycota; Glomeromycetes; Entrophosporales; Entrophosporaceae
Source: the annotation of a GenBank genome assembly
AUGCAAGAACGACCAAAUAUUGAAACAUUUAAAAAUUUUGUUGUUCCGGACAUUAUUGAUUAUGGUUUAAAUGGAAUCAACCCUGGGCAUAAAAGUGCAGCUGCGCACCAUCAUUUUGCUAAUAAAAAUAAUCAUUUUUAUCCUUGUUUGAUUGAAAGUGGAUUAACAAAUGAUAAUAAGGUUAGAUGUGAAGAUGAAUUGGAAUUACCAAAAAAAUACAAAUUAGGAAUUAUUAAUCUAGAUCUUUCCGAGAAAGAGAGACGCAUGGCUGUUCCUUUAUUAUUGGAAAAAAUAGAAAAAUAUAGACCUAAAAUUGCUUGUUUUAUUGGUAAAGUUGCAUUUGAAAGUUUUGAAAAGGUUUUAUUACUACAUCCAGAGAUGAAUCCAACACCACUACUAGAUUCUUUUUCUUAUCAACCUAUUAUACCCAUUCAAUGUUGA